Molecule: messenger RNA, 405 nt
Organism: Heterostelium album PN500
Lineage: Eukaryota; Evosea; Eumycetozoa; Acytosteliales; Acytosteliaceae
Exons: 2
Coding region: 1-405 (134 amino acids)
Biological process (GO): negative regulation of protein kinase activity
Cellular component (GO): nucleolus
Molecular function (GO): protein kinase binding; double-stranded RNA binding; protein kinase inhibitor activity
Source: RefSeq, a predicted model, not a curated record
AUGUCAGAUAAAGAUGAUAAGAAUGAUAGCAGUAGUGGUAGUGGUGGUGGUGGUAAAGAAGGAAAAGUAAUAGUUUCAAAUGUAUCGGGAUCUACUGCUGGUAGUGGCAGUGGUGACUUUCAUGUAUAUAGAAAUCAGAGAAGAAAAGAGUUGACAAGAUUAGAAAAGCUAGAAAAGGGUGCUAUCAUAGAUCAAGAGAAUAAAGAGUUUCAAGAGAGAAGAGAAGACAAAAUAAAAGAAUCUGAAGAAAGAACAGCAAAGAAAUCACAAAAAAGAAAACUGAAGAAACAACAGAGAAAACACAAUGAAAUCAGAAAGAAAGUAGAGGUAGAAUUAGAAAAGAUAAAACAAAAACAAAACUCAAGUAAAGAUGAUGAUAGUAAAGAAGCUAGCGAUAAAGAGUAG